ACCAAACGAUCAUGUAAUGAUCCAACAACAUUGAGCAAUGAAAAAAAAUUAUAUAUUUUAAACUACAUUAAUUUAAAAGUUGAUUAAACAUUAGUUAAUUCAUUAAUAAUAUAAACAUUUUACAAGAGAAAGAGAGAAAAAGAGAGCGAAAAAAAAAAAGAGUGAGUGAAGUUGAGGGGAACACAGGAAGUGCUUGGGGGACAAAAACAAAAUAUAUAUCAUUUAGUCUUGUUGGUAUUUUAAAUGAUAGCAUUUUGCGUAUUAUUAGUUGAUCCAAUUAGACAGUAUAAAUAUUAUCACUGUUGAAUAACAAUAAUAUAGUGAAUAAAUAAAAUAAUCAUGAAGUCUCGCCAAUAUUUGGCAGGCUUUUUGCUCAUUCAGUUUAUCAUAUCAUCUGGAAUCGCUGGAGAAGUAUGUGGACGAAUGCAAUGCAAAGUGGGAGGAACAGCCAAGUUCAAGUAUACCGAGGGAACAAUUUAUCGUUAUCAUCACAGUGUCAAUGUGAGUCUAAAUUUAGGAAGAGACUCAACAUCAUCAAAUUUAUAUAUUGAAUCAACAGUGUCAAUUGAAUUUUUAUCAGCAUGUGAAGCUGAUUUACGUAUAACUGAAUCAAGUAUUAACCAAUAUAUACGUGAAAAAUAUGAAACUGAAUUUCCCGAUCGUGCUGAAUCUGAAUUUAAAGAAAAACUUGAAAAAUAUAGUUUACGUUUUGCAUUUGAAGAUGGACAUGUACAUGAAUUAUGUCCAAGUAAAAAUGAAGCAAUAUGGGCACUUAAUAUUAAACGUGGUAUAUUAUCAAUGCUACAAAAUACCAUGAAAAGAUUUGAUGUUGAUCAUAAAAAUACUGAGCUUGAUGUUAAUGGUAUUUGUGAUACAACAUAUCGUCUUCAUGAAGCAAGAAAAACAAGUUUAAUUGUUAAUAAAAUUAAAGAUCUUGCUGGUUGUACAAAUCGUGGUAAACAUUUAUCAAUAUUACAAUCAUAUGGUUACAAUAUAAAUCCUCGUUCACGAGCUGAAAAUAAUCUUCUUAAAUCAACGACAAAUUGUGAAAUUGUUAUUGAUCAUAAUAUUUAUCAAAGUGUUACAUGCAAAGAAUCACAUUUAUUCCGUCCACUAUCAAAUGGUAAUGCUGCUGCACAAACAACAAUUCACUCGAGUAUUGUACUCUUUGAAGAAUCACCAAAAACAUUUGAUGAAUUUUUUGAUGAUGAUCAACAAUCAUCUGGACGUGACACAGUCCCGACAAAUCUUCUUUAUGAUCAUUCAUCUGAAAUAACAUCAGUCACUAAAACAUCACAUGGUGAACUAAGAACAUCAAUUGAUCUUCUAAAAAGUAUGUGUAGCCUUGGAUCAGGUGGUCAACUUGAUCAAACAUUUUCCGAGUCUUUCACUAAAUUUAUUUACUCAGCAAGAUACUUGGAUUAUCCAUCAUUGUCACAACUUUUAGCACGUGCAAAUGGCCUUUGUUUUGGUGGAAAAAAACAUAUACUUGAUGCGUUACCAUUUAUUGGAAGUAGUGCUGCUAUUAAAGUGAUGCGUGACAUGAUGAUUAAACGUACAAUUGAUCAUGAACGUUCAAAUUCAUGGAUGACAGCAAUCGCUCUUGUUCCUCGACCUGACAUUGAAACUGUCUCAGCAUUGUUGCCACUUUUGGAAAUUGAAAGAGAAAUACCAGAAGCACAUUUGAUAUUGAUUUAUUCAUCAGUUGUUCGUGCAUUUUGUGAAAAUGAAGUUACAUCAAAUAAAUGGAAAAAACAAACAAAUGGAUUUUUCAUUGAUAAUAAUUGUUUGGCAAUUAAAGAGACAGGAAUUGAAAAGUUUAUAUCAAGACUUGAAGAUACUAUUGAGAAAGGAUGUAGUCCAAGACCACAUGAAUCAGAUGAAGACAACAGAAGAACACUUGAAGCAUUAAAAGCCAUUGGUAAUAUGGGAAUUGAAACUAAAAAAAUUCUUAAAUUAUUACAAGUUUGUGUUGAAGAUGAAGGUAGCUUUUUAUCAAUGGAUAUUAAAAUUGCUGCUAUUGAAGCUCACAGAAGAUUACCAUCAUGUCAAGCAACUCGUGAUGAAUUAUUUCUUCCUUAUUAUAGAAAUUUUACACUUGAUCCAGAAUUUAGAAUUGCCUCGUAUCUACAAGUGAUGCGUUGUCCAGAUUAUAAUGUUGUUAAAGUAAUAAAAACAGCUCUGAGAGAUGAACCAGUUAAUCAAGUUGGCUCAUUUGUUUGGAGUCAUUUGACAAAUCUUCUUGAGUCAUCAUCACCAACGAGAAUUGAAAUUCAAAGUCUUUUAAGUGAUCGUGAUCUUGGUGAUAAAUUUAAUAGUGAUGCUAGAAAAUAUUCAAGAAAUUAUGAAACUUCAUUUUUCUCGGAGGAAUAUAAUGUUGGAGGAACGAUGCAAAUUAAUGUUGUAUUUUCAGCAAAAUCAUAUGUACCAAGAACACUAACAAUGAACAUGAGUCUAGAUUUAUUUGGUGAAUCUGUUAAUGUUUUAGAGACAAGUGUUAGACUUGAGGGUAUUGAACAUUAUGCAGAGAAAUUCUUCGGUCCAAAUGGUCCACUUGCAAAUGAAAAAAUGUCAAAAUACAUGGCUGGAUUUAUCAGAAGUUUACGAUCAGUACCACAAGAUUCAAAUAUUUAUUUGGAUGGUGUUAAACAGCUGCCAAAUGUCAUUGAUAAUAAUUUUGAUGAUCCAAAAAUAACUUAUUCUUAUAAAAUAUUUGGCAAUGAGCUUGAAUUUAAAACACUUCGUGGUGUUGAUGAUAUUGCCAUGAAUUUGGCAGCAUUGGAUCCAUGGAUGAAAAUGAAAAAAAUAUUAUCAGGUAAAGAAAUAAGAUUUGAAAAAACUGGCAUGUUUUUGGAUGUUAAAUAUGUUGUGCCAAGUACUGUUGGUCUUCCAGUGAAGCUUGAUGUUGCUGGAUCAGCUGCAUGUAAUUUUAAAUUAUCUGGUAUGCUUGAUACAGAUAAAUUUGCAACUAAAAGUGAAAUAAAUCUUGUUGGUAAUAUUGCACCAAGUGUGAGUGUUGAUCUUACUGGUAAAAUGACUAUUGAUGCAAUAUUUAAAAGUGCUGGUAUUAAAUUGAGAAGCAAUGUUUAUUCAUCUGGUGCUGUUAAUUUGACUCUCAACAUCAAGGGUGUUAAUUUGGUUAGACUUAAUGUUGAAUUGCCGAAUAAACAGCUGGAAGUAUUUUCAGCAAAGACUGAUAUUGUUUUUAUAUCAACAAGUGGAGCAGAGAGUAUGGAAAAACCAGUUAUUACAAAAAUUGGAAAUAGAUCAAGUAAAGCUAGUCGUAUUGAAAAUACAACUUGUAGUUGGCCAGUUCUGGAAAGACUAAUUGGACUCAAAAUGUGUGUUGAUUAUCAAUUUCCAAAUGUCACUGAUGUUAGUGAUGCAUCGUAUUUUGUUUUGAAUGGACCAACUUUGUUUAGGACAUCAGUCAUCAAGGCGGAUCCAACUGCUGAGAGUUACUUGUUUGAAUACAAAUGGAAUGCUACUCCGACUGAAAGUGUAAUGCGAUUGGCAUUUGACACUCCUGGAUCCCGAAUAAAUCGAGAAUCAAGUAUCAUGGUGAGCUUUGACGGUCCAAACAGAAAUGUAUCAGUCCUGCUACGUUCAGCUGGUAACAGUUUCGUUGCAAAAGGUACCUACAAACGAACUGAUAACGAGGCAAUGAUUGAUGUUGGCCUGGACAUAAAUGGUACCCAGCAUCUCCACGCUCAUAUUGGUUAUUCUCGUAAAAAAGUAAACUACGGCUACACAUAUUCACCACGUAUUUAUUUGGGCAUAAACAACGAGCGUAUACUUCAGCUAAAUGGAACAAUAAGAGAUGCAUCUAAAAAUAAUAUUUCCCAGUGUGACAUUGAUUUAAAUUUCGAAACAAAAAAAGUAACAAGUAAAUUAAUUGGCUACGUGAUGAGAAGAAAUACAAGUUUAACUGGUAACAUCAAACUUGAGUAUCAAUUGAAAACUUUAAAUAAGAAAGAAACACUUCAAAUUGAAAUUGCACUUCACGAUAGAUCAACAAAAAAUUUAUCUCACAAUGAGGCACACUUUGAACUUCAAUCAAGUGCAUAUCCUGAAUUAAAUGCCAUAAUUGAUUCAUGGUACAAACAAGCUAUUGGUCAUCUUGAAUUACACUUGGAAAUAAACACAAAACCACAUUUACGUGAUGAUAAAUACAAGCUAACAGCACAAGCUGUAUUAACAUAUUCAAAAGCAUAUUUUCAAUCACAAGAAGCACGUGUUAAUGCAUUUAUUUCAAUAAAUAAACCAAUACAAAAUUUAGAUAUUAAAUUUGAAAUACAACGUGUAUCAAUUGGUCCACAUUCAAAGACAUUUAUCAUGAUAAGAUAUGCACCAGGAAAAGAAAUAACACUGGCUGUUAAUUUGAUAAUACCAAGAGGUAAUAUGUUGGCAAUUGAGGGGCACGCCAAUAUGACUAUUCCAAAUUACAAACCAAUGAUUAUUAAUAUUAAAAUAACUGAAAAAGCUAAAAAAGAAUAUGACAUUGAUUUUUAUGGCUCAUGGUUCAGUGGACAUAAUGCAACAAUCAAAGGUAUGUAUGCUGAUAGAUCAACAGCUGUUGUAUCAAAUGGUUCACCAAAAAUAAUAAGUCAUAAUUUAAAACUCGUACUACGUUCACCGAGUAUCGAACGUGAUAUAUUAAUAAAUUGUAAAUUUUAUCGUGAUCAUGCAAAUAUUAAAGUUGACAUUAAUAUUGAACAUCUUGAUUCUGAUAAGUAUGCAUUAAAAAUUGAACAUUCAAUAUUAACAAAUGGAACAUUUUCAACAUCUGCCAAAGCAAAAUAUCGUAAUACUGUUUAUGCAAUUUUAAUAAAUGUCGAUGUUCAACGUGAAAUUAGAUUGGAACUUCAAUUGGACAGAUGGCGAGACGUUCAUCUUAUUUUAACUGGAAUAAAUGACGAUAAUACAAAAACUUUUGGUAUUGAAAUUAAGUGGGAUGCUAAUAGAGAUCCAGAAUUAAAAUUCAUUGGUCAAUUUCAAUUUGAUAAAUAUUUUCAAUUAACAGAACAACCAAUAACUAAAAAUUUAACUGGAUCAGUGAUGAUAUCUUAUCCAGGAAGAUUGUUAACUGGUUCUUGUCAUGCUGCAAUUGUUAAUUAUAAAAGUUAUAUAUUAGAUACAAAAAUUGUAUGGGAUCCAUUGAAGGCAAUUAAAUUUGAUGUUGAAAUUGAUUUUGAUCCAAAUAAUUGGAGAAAUCAAAUGAGACUUAAUAGUUACUUAUUGACACCAUUUGAAAUGUGGCAAAAAACAUCAAUAAAUAUUAAAUAUAAAUUAACUGAGCAACAAUUUAUUGCUGACUUUGAGGCAUUUUGGCAAGAUACUGAAAAAUUUUUAAUACAAAUGCUAUUAUCAAGUGUGGAAAGUCCAUCAACUGGUACAGUUGAGUACAAUGCAAAUUGUGGAUUAAGUAGUACUGUUCAUUUGAUUGGUUGGUUGACAAUAAACAUGACUCAUAUAUUUACAAAAUUAAGUAAUCAAGCAAGUGUUGAUACACGUUUUUUAGUUAACUAUCAUCCUGAUAAAAUAAUUAAUCUAAGAAGUGUAUGGAAUUUAAAGAGUCCAGAUAAUCAUAAUGAUAAUUUUACGUUAACUGGUAAUUUACGUUUUAUAUCACCAUUGAGUAAUUAUAAAAAUGGUGAUGUUAAAUGUCAAUUGAGUUAUUCAUCUGAAUGGAAAUUUGAUGGUACGUCAAGUGUUGAAAUUGACUUGAGAAGAUACACUGGUAUUUUACGUGGUGAUAUUGCUAGAAUUAAAGAAUCAAUGAUACAAUUUAAUAUCACAACACCAAUUGAAAAAUAUUCAUUUUUAAAAGGUGAAUUUGGUUUAUCAGAAAGUGAUAGACAUGUUGUUGCACAAGUUACAAGUCCAUCUGGUCCAAUUGGAAUUGAAGCAUUGUGUCAAUUAUUUACAAUUACAAAUCAUGAUUUUAAUGUUAUGCUUAAAAUAUCAACGCCAAUUGAAUUUUUACAAAAAUUUUUAAUUUUAGCUAAAAUGGGAAAAACUGAAAAUGAUUUUCGUAUUUCGUAUAAUAAUAUUACAGCUGGUUUUCAAGCAAUUUGGCAUUACAAUAAUAUUACUGAUUUUCAUUAUAGUUAUAUAUUAUUUACACCAAUUCAUGGAUUUCAUGAGAGUGGUGUUGUUGCUAAAUUAAUAAUAAAUGAUUCGAGUUUUAAAAAAUUCAGUCAAUUUGCAAUUGACACGGAAUUUUCGAUUAAAAUUGUCGAAACGAAACUUGGAUUGUCUGUUGUAACUGGACCAAAGCCAAUAAUUUAUCAACCAAAAAUUAUUGAUACAAUUGUCAUGACAAAGACUGGACAAGUUGAUGAAGAUAAUUUAUUGUCAAAUGAUGAUUUUGAAUGGCAUGGUGAUGUCGAAAUAAAUUUGGCAGUUAUUGAGACAGUCAUUGGACAUUUAAAUAUCAAUAAGGAUGAUGUGUCUUAUCAAAUAUCUGGAAUAUUGAUACUACCACCUGGUAAAAUAUUAAUUGAUGAUAAAUUAAUAAUCAAAAAUUUAUUUGACAUGAAAAAUGUGUUACAAAUUAAAACACCAUUUUCAUUUGCAUCAAUCGUUGAUUCAAAUUAUGUAUUUAAUUUUAAUAAAAAAGACUCAAUUUAUUUUACAACAAUGGAGGUAAAUGUUUUGCAAAUUUCUGAUGAUAAUUCAACAUUACUUGUUGGUGCUGGUUACACUGGUAAUUAUUCAUUUGUCAAAGCUGAUGAGGAUGAUUCAGUUGUUCAUCAUUUACAGGUGUCAUUUAAAACACCAUUUGAAAUUUUGGAGUAUCUUGAUGGUCAUGGUGUACUUGAAGUUGAUGAGAAUAUUUAUAAAUCAUCAAUCGAAAUACAUACAAAUAAUAGUAAUGCUGAAAUGUCUGGUUCUUUGGAAUUUGAAGAAUCAUUUUUUGAUGGAACAAUUGUAUUUGGUAUUACAUCGGACGUGCUAACAAUUCCAACAACAAGAAUUAAUGUUAAAAAAGAUUUAGCUGAAGUUGAAAAAAAAAUUGAAGCUGAAAUUGAAAUAAAACAGCUGAAAAAUGUACCAUGCAAGGUUCAAGGUACUUGGUUAUUUGAAUCAGAGGAACAUGUUGAAAUGUCAAUUGGCAUUGAGACAUGGGUACCAUCACUUCGUCAAUUUAAUGCUGGUUUAAUUUAUUUAAAUAAAUUAGCAACUAAUGAGAAUGCUCAGCUAGAUGUUAAUAUUAAAAUUCAUCCUGAUGAUAUUUAUAAUUUAACAGCUUCAUAUGAACCAAGUCAAACAUUUGGCUUUAAAUUACAAGGACCACAAGAUAUAUUUUAUAAAUUUAAUGGAGAAAUUGAAUCAUCAAAACAUAUAACUGGACAAUUAAAAAAUAUUAACGAGACAAUAAUUUAUUUGAUUGAUGGUAAUUAUGAUCUCAAUGAAAUAAAACCAGGUGGUGUAUUGUUUGAAGUAAACACAAAGCUUCUUGACAGUGAAAAUAAUAUAAAACAUAAUAUUAAAUUUGACUUGACACGUGAAAUACAUGGUAUCAAAUUAAAACUCGUUACUACCUUGACAAAUGCAAGUUUAUCAUUUAAUUAUGCAAAUGCAUUUAACUGGGAUACGAAUAUUGAUGCUGAUUUAUUAAAACAAAACACAUCAACUGGUGAAUUUUUAAAAAUCGAAAAAUGGUCAUUAAAAGCAUUUGCAAAUGUUCCAGUUAAUGGAAAUGCAAGUAUAUAUUUACGAACAGAAUCACCCCUGAUUGAUCUUGAAAAUAUGGAAAUAAGUGGUAAUUUAAUGUUGUCAAAUGACAGUGGUGAUGCAAGAUUACGACAAAAUAUAAAUAAUAUUAUUAAACGUAUAAAUGUUGCUUGGAAAUUGUCAUAUAUGAUUGACAUGUUUAUAAAAUCAUCUGGUAGCAUUGACAACAAGGACAUUGGUGUAAAUAUUUACUUUAAAAAUCCAUUAAAUUUAUAUAGAAAUAUAAAUUUUGGCUUUGAUCUAAAUGCUAAUAAAUGGAAAACAUCAACAAACACAAGUUUUGGAUAUAAAAAUAAUGAAAAUAUUGAUGUUGUUAUUCUAGUUAAACUUCCACCGCCUGAUGAUGACAAUCAUCAAUUGUUACUAUCUUAUCAUGGUGAUAAUGGAGUACAAAAUAAAAAUUACAUUAUUGGAUAUAAUUCAAUAAAAGGUAAAUUAAAUUACAUAACUGAUGGAUCAAUUAAAAUGACAAAUAAAAGUAUUGAUGGACAUUUUCGUCUUUGUCAAGGUUCUGGAUCAACUGAAGUUGUGAUAAAUAAUAUUUUAAAUGCUACAUUUGAACAUAAAAAAAUUGGCAUUAAUUAUUCUUUGUAUACACCAAAAUUUGCUAAAAAAAAAACAGUUAAUAUUGUGAUGCAUUAUGAUGGCUCACCAAUUGAACGUAAUAUAAUUGACAUUGAUAUUUUUUAUCCAGGUAAAAAACAAAUUGGAAAAGCUCAUAUAUCAUAUGAAAGUCUUGUUAAUGUUAAUGGAACAUUAAAUGCAACAACAUCAAUGCCAAAAUUUCAAUAUGCUGCAUGUAAUUUUAUUGUUCUAACAACAUUAAAAAAAAACAUGAGAUUUGUACAAUUUUAUUGGCCAAAUGAUACAGCAUUAUUCGCAUCAGAUUAUACAUAUCACAGUGAAAAAUUAGACUCAAAUUUAGAAGGUAUUAUUAAACUUGAAGUACCACUUAGUACAAGACACAUUGCAAAUUUAAAUUAUGGAUAUAAAAAACGUCCACUUGUUACAACUGGAUAUUCAAAAUUAAUUUAUAAUAAUAAUAGUAUUUUAGAGGGUACAUAUGAUUCAAAAAGUGAAUCACGUGCUGGUUUUGAAAAAGAACAUAUUAUAAUUAAUUUAAAAAAUUCAUAUCAUCCAUUGGCUAUUGAUUAUGUUAAUCAAUUUGAAUAUUCAGCUGGUAAUUUUGGCACAAAUUAUCCAAAUCUUGAAACUAAAAAAAUACGUAUUUAUAAACUUGAUAAUCAUACAGCAUUUGAUAUUGCUGGUGAAUCAAAAAUAAGAACAACACAUGAAGGACAAGAUAUAUAUUUAACAGCAAUACAUUUAAAUAGAACAGUUAAAUUAAAUACUGAUUAUAAAAUAUUACCAGGUGAAUUUGAUAACAAUUUUUGGAUAAGUCUUGCUGAUGAUGCAUGGGCAUCAUAUAAAAUAAAUAUUGUAAAUAAAACAACUGAAGAUAUUGAUAAUCAAUUUAUCAUAUUAAAUAUAGCAUAUCCAAGAAAAAAAUUUACAUUUGAUGGAUCAUAUUUUGUGACAAGUCGAGAAUUUAAUACUGAUGGUAAAUUAAGUUGGAAUAAAACAUCAACUGAUUAUUCAUAUGAUUAUUCAAAUGGCAAUGACAGAGAAAGAACAAUUGGUGCUGGAUUUAUUUGGAAAAAUUUAACUGAUAAUAAUGAUGCUGUUGAUGGACCAACUGUUGAUAGACAAAUGGCACAAUUUAGCUUAAAACAUCCUGGUCUUACACAGGAUACAACAUUAUCUGGUUAUCUUGUUAGGCAUGAUGGUGCUAUACUUAUUAAUACAACAAUUUUAGCAAAUUAUUCAGACUCACCAGACAAGCUAUUAUCAUUAACUGCAAUUAUUAAAAAUGAAAGUACAAGUACACAAAAUAUACAAUACAGUUAUUCAAUAAAUGGUAAACAUCCAAAAACACGCUUGGAACUUGAUAUGUUUGGACAUGCUGGUAAAGUUCAUUUAAUUAAAUAUGAAACUAAUCAUAGAGCAUUGUAUCGACGUAGUUUUCUUCCUGAAGAAUCUGGAAAGCUAUUUAUUUAUUUAAAUAUUCCAGAAAAUAAAUUUGAAUUUGAUAAAAAAAAUAAUGAGUUGAUAAAACAUUUAGAUAUUAUGUAUUCAUCAACUGAUACAGAGUAUAAAAUAAAUGGUAGUGCAAUUGAUACAGUUAAAUCAUUAAAUUCAACUGGUGAAUUUUAUUUAAAUGUAGAUGAAAAAUUAACUUGGAUGAUGGUUAAUUAUACACCAGAUGCAAUUGAGAGUUUACGAAUGUAUGGAAAUAUUCCAAAUGCUAGAAAUGCUGUGUUUGAUGUAUGGAGAACAUAUGACAGAGAUUUGUUGAUAUCAGAUGUUGCAUUUUAUGUAAAAUUAAAUCACUCAAGACUCGUUACAUCAAUGACAAAAUGGAGACCAGAUUUAAAAAAUGACAUUGUUAAUCUUGUAAAAGAUACAGUUACAAAUAUUUACAAUGAAAUUGGUAAUGAUGCUGAUUAUUGGAAGCAGUAUUUACGAACAGAGGGUAUGAAUGCAUUAUCAGAAGUUUGGGAUGAUGCUAGAGAUGAUUUAGAUGUUUUAAUUGAUGACUGGGAAAAUUUAAAAGAACUUGAUGAUGAUUUAGAAUUAUUAAAAAUAUAUCUUAAUGAUUCUUAUAAUGCCAAUGAUUUUUAUGUUAAGGAUGUUGUUGCUGUUGGUCUUUAUGUUAUUGAUGAAAUGUCACUGAGAAGUCAUAUUGAAUCAUUGCCAAAUAUAUUAAAUGAAAUAUGGGAAAUAAUGGGAGAAUCUGGUGAAGCUAUUCGUAAAUCAUUAGUGUGGAUUAUUGAAACAACAAAAGCUGGAUAUAAAAAGCUGAGUGAAAUAGUAAGUGCAAUUUUAAAAGGUGAAAGUUAUGAACAAAUAUCAAGUAUCAUUGAAAAAAUAGUUGAAAAAUAUGAUAAAUUUAUGAAAGAUUUACAUGUUGCAUUUAUAAAAUACAUGGAAAAUUUAUGGUCAACAUUUUAUCGUACAAUUUAUAAUCAAUGGAAUAAAACAUUAAAAAUGAUUGAACCAGCAUUCAUCAGAGUUCUUCAUUAUCUUGAAGCAGUUGCAUGGAAAAUAAGUGAAGAAGUCUCACAUUUUUUGUAUGAUCGUCAAAAUGAACUAAUAAAAUCUCCCUAUUUUAAUAGAUUUACAAAUUUAACCCAAGAUGUUGAUAAAUUUUAUCGUGAUAUUAAAAAUAAUGACAUUAUAACAAACAUAAGAAAAUAUUCAGCUAUCAUAGUGUCAUUUAUAAAAGAACGUUAUUUUUCAAUGGUACCAUUUGGUCAAGAAUUAAAAGAUCUUGUUGAUGAAAUAAUAACAGAGCUAUCAGAAUUAAAAAAAUUACCAAGUAUUAAUUAUACAUAUGAAAAAAUUAAUUAUUUAAUUGAUCAAGCAAAUUAUUUUUAUCAAUAUUUUGGUAUUAAAAGUAAAAUUGAAUAUACAGUACGUAUUAUACAUUUAAAAUUAAUAACAAUAAGUCAAACAGCAUUACAAACUGAAAGUAAAUAUCGUGAAGCUAAAACAAAAUUUAUAUUUGAUCCAGAUAAUGGUAUAAUGUGUUUAGAACAAAAGCUACCAAUGUCAUGGCAUGCAUUUAAUCAAACACCAGAAUUUCAAGAAAUUCCAGAAUAUCGUACAAUUGUUGAUAUGCGAAAUUAUUUUACAAUAUCAAAUUCAACAUUUUGGAAUUUAUAUUAUCGUUAUAGACCAUAUACUGAUCCUUACAAUUGGCUACCACCAUUUAAAGCACAAGCUAUGAUAAUUGGCUAUCAGCAUCUUGUUACAUUUGAUGGUUUACAUAUUGAUUUUGUUGGAAAAGAUAGUUAUCUUCUUGCUGCUGAUUUUGUUAAUAAUGAUUUUUCAGUUUUAAUAAAUUACGAGGAUGAAAAUAAUUCAACAAUUCGACAUAAAAUUAUUGUAUUAACUGGUAAACAAAUCAUUCAAAUUGAUGUUUUUCGUGAUAGUGUUGAGUUGGGUAAUUCUGGUAGAGCAUUACAUCUACCAUUAAAGCUUGAUAAUAAUAUGGGCUUUGUUUAUCAAGAAGAGAGUAUUGUUACAGUUGAAUUAAAAAAUGGACAAUUUAAGUUGAAAUGUAAUCUUAAAUAUGAUGUUUGUAUUAUUGAAUUGAGUGGUUGGUAUUUUGGUAAAACAGCUGGUCUACUUGGUACAAUGAAUAAUGAAAAAUGGGAUGAUACAUUAAGCUCAAAUGGACGAGUUAUCAUUGAUAAUAUUAAAAAAUUUGCAAAAAGCUGGUCAUUACCAUCAACAGCAUCAGCUGAUAAUAAUUUAAAUUUUUCUGAUAAUCUUGCUAUAAUUGGUGAAUACGAUUAUGAAUCAUAUAGCUAUUGUAAAAAUUUAUUUUUAAAUUCAAGCUCUGAAUUUGUUGAUUGUUUUGCUGUUAUUGAUACACAUGAUUAUGCUGUUGCAUGCAAGAGUGUAAGAUCAAUAAGUGAAACUUGUACAUUGGCUAUUGGUUAUAUGCAAAUAUGUGGUUUUUAUAAUACAUAUUUAAGAAUACCAGAUACAUGUACAUCUUGUCCAAUGAUGAUUGAUGGUACAACUGUAGCUGAAGGUGAAUUUAUUAAAUUAGAAAAUACAAAAGUACCAAAAUCAACUGAUAUUGUAUUUAUUGUUGAAGCUAAAUCAUGUAACAAUGACAUCAAAAGAAAUCGUAGUAUUGAUCAAGUUAUUGCAUAUUUAAAUAAAGAAUUUAAUGAUAAUGGUAUUAAGGAUAAUAGAUGGUCACUUGUGACAUUUGGUGGUGAUGAUGUUUAUGAUAAACCAAGAAGUUUAAUUCUUGAUAAUAAAAUAUUUACAAAUUCAUGGCGUUUUCCAGAUUAUUUUGAUAAUAUAAAAAUUGGUAAUGGUAAUCAAGAUAUAUUUUCAGCAAUUGGAUUUGCUACACAACUUGUUUUUCGUGCUGGUGUAUCAAAAACAUUUAUACUAAUGCCAUGUUCACAUUGUGAACAGCUUAAUCAAACACUUGAUUAUUCAGUCAUUAAUCAAGUACUACUUGAGCAUGAUAUACGUCUACAUAUAUUAAUGGAUGGUGAUUUUAAUUUUCAAAAAUCAAGAAUAAAUAAAAUUUUUUAUGGUCUUGAUGCAACAAAAGGUUACACAAGAAAAGACAGUAAAAUAUUAAGUGGUGAUGUUGAUUUACGUAGGCAAGUUAAAUUAUCAAAAAGUGCAUUGGGAUAUUGUACACCACUUGCACUUGAAUCAAAUGGUACAAUUUUCAGUGGAAAUAAAUUAAAAUACAAUGAUAUGUCAGCAAUUAAAAAAUUUGCAAGUGUAUUUGCUAAAAGAGUUGCAUCAACAGCUGUACCAAAUUCAUGUCAAAAUUGUGAAUGUACUGCUAACAAUGAUGGUGUAACACAUAUGGAAUGUAUACCUUGUAUUUAUCCAAUGCCAACUGAAGUUGAUUAUGUUACUGAAACUUUUGAUGAAGAUGAUGGAUAUUCUUCGGCUAUUCAACAAAUGGACACUGACUACGUUCAAGUUGAUCAAGAAGAAGAUUAAUAAUUACGUUAUUUAAUUUUUAAAAAUAUCAUAAACAAAUUUAGCUAUGUUUUUUUUCCAUUGACACAUUUGAAAUAUUUAUUACUUUUUUUUUUGUAUUUGUGUCGAGCUUUUUUCUUUGAUGACAAUAGUCUUAUGAUAAUAAAAUAGAAGAAAUGUAAUUUUGUGUUUUUUUAAAAUUUAUUAUUUUAUAAUUUUUAAUUAAUUUGUAUAUAUAUAUAUAUGCCUAUUUUAAUAUAUAAAAAAGAAUUAUUAAUAUUACAAUAAUUGAUGUUUAUGCAGGCAGCAUUGAAUGGUAAAAAAUCUGGCUGAUGAAAGAAUAUAAAUGAAUUUAUAAUUUGCAAAAUUCUUUCAUUAAAUUUAAAUGAAAAAUUUAAUUACCCAAUUUGGAAGUUGAUUUAAUUUUAUCGAUUUGGUGGUAAACGUGAAAUUGGUCAUCUAGGAUCAUGUGCUUGUAGAUGAUUUGGUGCAUCAGCAAAUGUAAAUUUUAAUUUAUAAGCUUCAGCAACAAGAACACCAAUUUCCGAGUCUGACCAAUUUUGUGUUGGUAAAUUUUGCAGCAUCAACAUUAAGCC
Aphidius gifuensis is the source of this 13865-nucleotide messenger RNA. RefSeq lists its product as uncharacterized. NCBI's taxonomy places the organism in Eukaryota, Metazoa, Arthropoda, Insecta, Hymenoptera, Braconidae. Gene Ontology annotation, molecular function: lipid carrier activity. The transcript has 5 exons. The record is from RefSeq and is a predicted model, not a curated record. The coding region runs from base 340 to 13290 and encodes 4316 amino acids. Gene Ontology annotation, biological process: lipid transport.